AUGAGGUGCAUAAACAACAAGUACUCAUGCCAAACAUUUUUCAAUAUUCAACAAUCAUUUGGUGCUAAAGAAUAUAUAUGCAAGAAAUGUCAUUCAAAAGUCAUAAAAAGAGAAUUACCAUGUCAGGCUGUUGUGAAUAAUAAUACCAUCCACGUUACAGGCUUCAUUAGAAAAACUAGAUCAAUUACUAAUUGAUUCUCAAUUUUUGAUCCUCUAGAGCUUCUUAAUUUUUGUUUCUGCUUUUUUUCCCACUGUUUUUUUUUUUUUUACGUAAAGUUCCUAAAAUUGGAACUUUAUGUACUUUUUAUAGCAACAAAACAUGGCUUAAAGGCUGAGCAAAGAACAACACAUGACACAUUU
Messenger RNA from Pocillopora meandrina, 360 nucleotides. Lineage: Eukaryota; Metazoa; Cnidaria; Anthozoa; Scleractinia; Pocilloporidae. The record is from the annotation of a GenBank genome assembly.